Messenger RNA from Notodromas monacha, 601 nucleotides. The record is from the annotation of a GenBank genome assembly. Lineage: Eukaryota; Metazoa; Arthropoda; Ostracoda; Podocopida; Cyprididae.
AUGCCGAAACGGAACCGCGACGGCGUGAUAAUAAAGCCGAUCUGUCCGCGAGACAUUGCAGAAUCUCCCUGUGUUCGGAACGAAACUAUGGAAAUGGAUCAGUUUGUUCCUGGCAGUAGAUGUCCUUCUUUGGAUUCAAUGGACUCUUCCGAUGCUGAAAAGUUUUGGUCUUCCUUCGGCGCUACCGGAAGUUCGGGAACCAAGUGGAAACAGCUUUUGCACGGGAACCCGUCGCCAAACGUCAUUAACCCUAUUCCGGAAUCUGCUCCGCCGUCUUGCUUCUUUUGCGAAAACGUGAUCCCCAUUGGUGCCGCUCUGUCAAAGUGCCCGGAAUGUGGGCACGAGUUCUGCAACGACUGUGUUAUAAUGGACUUUACUCAAGACGCUUCAGUCCCGCUGUGCCACUCGUGCUACUCCGAAAGACGACGCAGCAUGAUUCGUAAAGAGUGAUUUUCCCCCUUUUUUCGCCUCUUUGUCCGGUGUUUUUUCUCCUCCCCAGCUUCCGAUGCUUGCUGGUAUUUUAAUCUCGCAUUGCUGUUUUUUUUUACGUAAGAUUUUUUUUGCUGAUAUGAGUGGAAUAAACAACUCAAAUAUAAAUUAA